AUGACUCAGUUCCAAGAGCCAACACCACCGCAGCAUGUCAAGCAGGAGGAUGACAUGGAGCGAGGCCGUCAACGGAGCCGAAUGGGAGCCAAGGACAGUGAGGGCAAUGAAAGUGAUCACGGAGGCGAUGAUGAUAACAAGAAUGGCAAUUCGUCCAACUCGGACGGCCCGGUGAAAAAGAGGCGGCGAAGUCGCAAAGGUCUGGACAAGAAAUUCGAGUGCCCUACUGAGGGUUGUGGCAAGAGUUAUUCCAGGGCUGAGCAUCUCUACCGUCAUCAGCUGAACCACUCGCCGAAGCGAUACUACGUAUGCGACUUCCAAGACUGCAACCGGACCUUUGUCCGACUCGACUUGUGCAACCGCCACAAGGACCGCCAUACCGCCAAAGGUUCCGCGCUGAGUCGGAAAGAUUCCUUGCUCAGUCAGAGUUCACCUAUCGACAACGUAAGAUCUCCAUACCCUACCCCGGGCUCGACGUCAACGUCCCCCAGUUACCAUAGACCUGGGCACAACUCUUGCCAAGAAUAUGGAGCUCACCCUCAGUAUCAGUCUCCAAAAGAUACCGUUGGUACCCCGUAUACGCCCAUAACAAACACGCCCCCAACCGGGUUUCCUCAUGCCGGCCCCCCAAAUGGACCUGAUGGAUACAUACAUCACGAGCAGGGCUACGGCUCCCAAGGUGCGCGACAUCCGCACCAAUCCCCGGCAGGGCAUCCACGGCCGCACAUACAGACCAACGUGGGAUCCUACGGGGUCCUGUCGCCGGUGUCGACCCAACAUGGUAGCUAUCACAGCCAACCUGCUAACACCCCCCAGUCUGCCUCGACCAUGCCUUAUACUGCCCCAAACAAUUUCCCUCCGUUUACUCUGCCCCCGUCAGAUUUUGCAACGACGUCCGCCUCUGGUAUGCCCCAGGAGUCUGGUCAGCCGUAUGCGCCUCCGACCUCGGGCGAGUACAGUGACCAUGCGCAUCCCCAAGCAUCUGAUGACAUGCUGCUCCUGGACCAGAUGACUUCACAGGCCACUAUUCCGGUAUUCGGCAACGAUGGUGUCUUGAAUAAGUCGCCAUAUAUAUCGAUUCCGGAGGAUUUUGUCGCCUACCUGUUUAAUACCACAGCCCCCGAUGGGUCCCCUACUGUAGGCCACAUAUUGCCGCAGAACCGGUAUUCGAAUUAUGGUGAUUAUCAACAUCAGUAUAGCAUGCCGUACUACGGGACUGAUGGUGUGUCUGUCGGGUACUUUCCGCCAUCGAAUCAACCACAGCAGGUCAUGUCGGUCACGAAUCUCCUCGACACGAAUCUUCCAGAGUCUCUACUGUCUGAAGAGAAGAGCCAGGAAAUAUUCGACUUCAUCAAGGAUAGAUUCCAUGAAAGCGAUCACGCCCCAGUCGAACGCCAGAGAGAUACUAUUCUCGAAGGCGAUAGGGGCGAUGAGAACCACAUGUUGAGUCGCAAGAUGAUGCAGCAAUACAUAGGCUCUUACUGGCUGCACUUCAGUGACCAGGUGCCAAUCCUCCACAAAGCGUCAUUCUCGCCAGAUAAGAUACCAAACCACCUGCUGAUGGCCGUCAUGGCUAUAGGCGCGGCUUGCCUGGACAGGAGUCAUGGCCAAAAGGUGACCAAAGCCGGUGCCCAGCUGUCCAAUUUCCUAGCGUGGCAUUUGAGAUGGGAAGUUUUCAUGGAUCGGAAUUUCCGGCCACCCGCCAAGCUGUGGAUCUUCCAAACUUUGUUGCUUCUGGAACUCUAUGAGAAGAUGUACUCGACAAGGGAGCUUCAUGAGCGGGCCCAUAUUCAUCACGCCACGACGAUCACGCUCAUGCGAAGAGGCCGGUCCUUGAUUGGAAAGUCUGCGAUGGACUCGCCGCCGACUUCGCGAGAGGACAAACCUGGUGGAAACGGGUCGCGACAUUCGUCUACGUCUGGCCUGGCGCACACUCCAGACGAAUGGUGGAACCACUGGAUCACCAACGAGACAACGCGACGUGCUGCCUUUGCGGCCUUCCUCAUCGACUCGAUACAUGCUACUAUGUUUGGACAUUCGACUGUCAUGGUGGCGCACGAGAUGCGCCUACCGCUGCCAUGUGACGAGCAGCUGUGGAAGGCCACGAGCGGCGCCGAGGUUGCGAGGAUCGACGCGAACCUCAUGUCCAACGGCAUCAAGCCUAUCUCCUUCCUCGAAGGGCUCAAGCGGACACUGGCCGGGGACGAGGUGCAGACGAGCGCUUUUGGCAGGCAGAUUCUCAUGGCCGGCUUGUUAAGUGUCAGUUGGCACAUGAACCAGAGAGAUCUCCAGCUCAGCUCCCUGGGUGAUGCGCAACGCUUACUCGGUGGACGCGACAAGUGGCGGUCCACCCUUACCAAAGCGUUCGACUCUUGGAAGACUGACUUCGAUAAGUCACUACAACGUUCCGACUCGGUGGUCGACCCGUACAGCUACGACAAGAGGAAUGAAGCCAAGGUGGUAUUCGAGAGCCGGACUGUGCUACAUCACCUCGCACACAUGGCCAUGCACGUGGAUAUCGUGGACUGCCAGAUCUUCGCACGCGCGAAGCGUCUGCUCGGCCGGGCGAUCGGGGCACAAGACCUGAGCAGCGCACAGAGGAGGAUGGAAAAACUCUGGGCGCCUUCUGCAAAGGCUCGCGAUGCCACCUUCUAUGCUGUGAAAUUCUUAUGUUUUGCUCUACUCGAUCACAGCACCACAUCGACAUCCCACCGCUACGGCCAGUCGGGCGGUGCCGCGUAUAAUGCGAGAGACGAUGUCCUGCUAAAUCGCCCAUGGGUGCUGUACUUUGCAGCACUGGUCGUUUGGUGCUACGGCUUCGCUCUCGAGGGGCCUUGUGCCGAGGUCCCGGUUCCCAACACAGCGCAGGAGAAGCACGAAGCAAUGCGGAGUUACCUACAGAGACUUGGAUCGAUUGAAACACCCGAGGAUCUGAAGUCCAUGAAGGACGUCAACAACAACAGCGCUCUGCUCCUCGUACUCAAGGACACCUUUGAGUCUACCCGCUGGGAGUUGCUGCACGAAGGCGCGAUACUGCUGGGCAAUUGCGUCCAGCUCAACAGCGGCUCUGCCGUGAUAUGA
Molecule: messenger RNA, 3081 nt
Organism: Anthostomella pinea
Lineage: Eukaryota; Fungi; Ascomycota; Sordariomycetes; Xylariales; Xylariaceae
Source: the annotation of a GenBank genome assembly